CAAAGUUAAAAGGUUCUACUUCGGCCCCGCUUCUAAACCUUUCUCCCGACAUCUUCUUUGUCUGUUAAGAGCUCAUUUUAUUACUGAAAUCCACCCCAUUGCGGUUCUUUUAUUAAAGUAUCACAAUCUCAUUAGCGGUUCAUUUGGACCCAUAACCGGAAUCUGUCCUUUUGUUUCUGGGUUCUUUUAAUUCUUCCUCCUCUUUGCUUGUUUCUGUAUUCAAAUUUGGAACUUGUUUUGAGCUCCUUCUGUUGAUUUUCUAUCUGCAAUGGCUCUCUCUGCAUGUUCAUUUCCUGCUCAUGCAAACAGGGCUACAAUCUCAGAUCUUCAGAAGUACAGUUAUGUCUCUUCUCAUUUCUUAUGGAGAGCAGAUCUAUUGGCUCAAUCUCUUCACAGACUUAAUAAGGUAAAGAGCAAGAAAGGGCCAGGAGGGGUUUGUGCAUCACUGUCAGAGAGAGGAGACUAUCACUCGCAGAGACCACCAACACCUCUAUUGGAUACCAUAAACUAUCCAAUUCAUAUGAAAAAUCUAUCAAUCAAGGAACUAAAGCAACUAGCGGACGAGCUGCGGUCCGACGUUAUCUUCAAUGUUUCUAGAACUGGAGGUCACCUGGGAUCAAGCCUUGGUGUUGUUGAGCUCACUGUGGCUCUUCACUAUGUUUUCGGUGCUCCUCAAGACAAGAUACUGUGGGAUGUCGGUCAUCAGGCUUACCCACACAAAAUCCUGACUGGAAGAAGAGACAAGAUGCACACUAUGAGACAGACUAAUGGACUUUCUGGCUUCACGAAGCGAUCAGAGAGUGAAUAUGAUUGCUUUGGAACUGGCCAUAGCUCUACCACUAUAUCUGCUGGCUUGGGGAUGGCAGUUGGGAGAGAUCUAAAAGGAAGAAAGAACAACGUAGUUGCUGUUAUAGGCGAUGGUGCCAUGACAGCUGGACAAGCUUAUGAAGCUAUGAACAAUGCGGGGUAUCUGGACUCUGAUAUGAUUGUUAUUCUCAAUGACAAUAAACAAGUUUCUUUACCAACUGCUACCCUUGAUGGACCCAUACCACCAGUGGGAGCUUUGAGCAGUGCUCUUAGUAGAUUGCAAUCAAACAGGCCUCUCAGGGAACUAAGAGAGGUUGCUAAGGGUGUUACAAAGCGGAUUGGUGGACCCAUGCAUGAAUUGGCAGCAAAGGUUGAUGAAUAUGCUCGUGGUAUGAUCAGUGGUUCUGGAUCAACGCUCUUUGAAGAGCUUGGAUUAUAUUAUAUUGGUCCUGUUGAUGGCCACAACAUAGAUGAUCUUAUAUCUAUUCUCAAAGAGGUUAAGAGUACUAAAACUACAGGUCCAGUCUUGAUACAUGUUGUCACUGAGAAAGGUCGGGGAUAUCCAUAUGCUGAGCAAGCUGCUGACAAGUACCAUGGGGUGACCAAGUUUGAUCCUGCAACAGGAAAGCAAUUCAAGGCAAGUGCUAGUACCCAGUCCUAUACAACAUACUUUGCAGAGGCUUUGAUUGCAGAAGCAGAAGCAGACAAGGAUAUUGUUGCAAUUCAUGCUGCAAUGGGAGGUGGAACUGGCUUAAACCUCUUCCUUCGUCGUUUCCCAACAAGAUGCUUUGAUGUUGGAAUAGCAGAACAGCAUGCAGUUACAUUUGCUGCAGGAUUAGCCUGUGAAGGCCUUAAACCAUUUUGUGCAAUCUACUCAUCUUUCAUGCAGAGGGCUUACGACCAGGUAGUACACGAUGUGGAUUUGCAGAAACUGCCAGUGAGAUUUGCAAUGGACAGAGCUGGGCUGGUUGGAGCAGAUGGUCCCACACAUUGUGGAGCAUUUGAUGUCACUUUUAUGGCAUGCCUCCCUAACAUGGUGGUGAUGGCUCCUUCUGAUGAGGCAGAACUUUUUCACAUGGUUGCUACUGCAGCUGCCAUAGAUGAUCGUCCUAGCUGUUUCCGAUAUCCAAGGGGUAAUGGUGUUGGCGUUCAGCUUCCCUCAGGAAACAAAGGCAUUCCUCUUGAGGUUGGUAAAGGCAGGAUAUUGAUAGAAGGGGAAAGAGUGGCACUCUUGGGUUAUGGUACAGCAGUUCAGAGCUGUUUGGCUGCUGCCUCUUUAGUGGAACCCCAUGGACUUCGUAUAACAGUAGCAGAUGCUAGAUUCUGUAAACCUUUGGAUCAUGCCCUCAUUCGAAGCCUAGCAAAAUCACAUGAAAUUUUGAUAACAGUUGAAGAAGGAUCAAUUGGGGGCUUUGGAUCUCAUGUUGCCCAUUUUCUGGCCCUUGAUGGUCUUCUUGAUGGCAAGCUGAAGUGGCGACCGCUCGUUCUUCCCGAUAGGUACAUCGACCAUGGAUCCCCGGCUGACCAGUUGGUACAGGCUGGUCUAACACCAUCUCACAUUGCAGCAACAGUAUUCAACAUACUUGGAAAUAGAAGAGAAGCUCUUCAAAUAAUGUCAUCAUAGAGAAAGUGGAAACAUUCCAGUUUUGCACUUUGCAAUAUUGUAAAAUAGAACAACAGCAAGAUCUAUUGUCAUCUUCCAUUUGUGUAUGAUAUGUAAUUUCAGAAUCAAUAUUGCAGCAUCAUGUAACAGCACCAACUUCGAUUAGAAUCAAUGAAAUAUAUAUAUAUACAUCUGUUUGAAUUUCA
This is a messenger RNA of Manihot esculenta (cassava), 2616 nucleotides long. RefSeq names its product probable 1-deoxy-D-xylulose-5-phosphate synthase, chloroplastic. Gene Ontology annotation, molecular function: 1-deoxy-D-xylulose-5-phosphate synthase activity. The transcript is spliced from 10 exons. The record is from RefSeq and is a predicted model, not a curated record. Gene Ontology annotation, biological process: terpenoid biosynthetic process; chlorophyll biosynthetic process. Bases 269 to 2431 code for a protein of 720 amino acids. NCBI's taxonomy places the organism in Eukaryota, Viridiplantae, Streptophyta, Magnoliopsida, Malpighiales, Euphorbiaceae. Gene Ontology annotation, cellular component: chloroplast.